Columba livia (rock pigeon) is the source of this 1945-nucleotide messenger RNA. RefSeq names its product G protein-coupled receptor 171 (gene GPR171). NCBI's taxonomy places the organism in Eukaryota, Metazoa, Chordata, Aves, Columbiformes, Columbidae. Gene Ontology annotation, biological process: G protein-coupled receptor signaling pathway. The transcript has 3 exons. Gene Ontology annotation, cellular component: membrane. Gene Ontology annotation, molecular function: G protein-coupled purinergic nucleotide receptor activity. The coding region runs from base 384 to 1358 and encodes 324 amino acids. The record is from RefSeq and is a predicted model, not a curated record.
GGCUGAACGGGAAAUCAUCCAGGCGCUACGCAAAACACAAACAGAUCACCGGGACUGAGCAGCCACAACACUAAAUGAACACGGAAAAGCGGGACAGACAGACGCCCAGGACGCCCCGGCGCUGCGCCACAGAGCCAGGUAACUUCCACGUGGUUCAGUUAUUUGAACGCCAGUUUGAACUGCGUCAGUCGGCACAGUUAGAAACCACAGAGGCGUUCCAACACCAGCCGUUGCGGCAGAGGAAGAGGCUGACGCGCUCCCGGGCUGCGGAGCAGCUGCCCAGCCACGCCGAACCCUCGCAGGGCGAUGCUCGAGGAGCCCCGAGACGCUGAGACAGGUUCCUGAUCUGCCGGCAGCAAACCAGCCUGCACGAGAAGCUCACCAUGGCCAGCAAUGCCUCGCAGUGCCUCGUCUGGGAGGAGAUGGAACCUUUCACCUACUUUUACUACUUGAUUUUUCUAAUGGGAUUUAUUGGAAGUUGUUUCGCACUGUGGGCAUUCACACAAAAAGAUCAGAAGCAGAAGCCUAUGAGCAUCUACUUAAUUAACCUCUUAACAGCGGACUUUUUGUUGACUUUGGCGUUGCCAGUGAAGAUCAUUGUUGACCUAGGAGUCGCAUCCUGGAAACUGAGGAUAUUCCACUGUCAGGUCACAGCCUGUUUCAUCUACCUGAACAUGUACUUAUCGAUUAUAUUUUUGGGGUUUGUGAGCAUGGAUCGUUGCCUUCAGCUAAUGCACAGUUGUAAGAUCUACCGCAUCCAGGAGCCUGGCUUCGCCAAGAUGUUGUCUGCAGUCGUGUGGACAAUGGUUCUCCUCAUCACGGUGCCCAACAUGGCGAUCCCGAUAAAAACCAUUGAAGAGAGACCCGGGGCAGGAUGCAUCGAUUUCAAAUCGAAAUUCGGAAGGGACUGGCACGUGUUAACUAAUUUCAUAUGCACAGCGAUAUUCCUGAACUUUUCAGCUGUGAUACUGAUCUCCAAUUUCCUCGUCAUCCGACAGCUCUACCGCAACAAAGACAGCGAGGGCUACGGCAGCGCAAGGAAAGCCCUGCUCAGCAUCCUGCUGGUGAGCGCGGGGUACGUGCUGUGCUUCGUGCCCUACCACGUGGUGCGCAUCCCCUACACGCUCAGCCAGAGCGACGCCAUCGCCAGCUGCCCGCUGAAGCGCGCCCUCUUCAUAGCCAAAGAGUCCACGCUGCUGUUCGCCGUGUCCAGCCUCUGCUUCGACCCCAUCCUCUACUACCACCUCUCCAAAUCCUUCCGGCUGAAAUUCACCGAGGCGUUUGCGGCACCCCCGCAGGAGAAGGCUUUCACGGCCGCGGGGGUGCGGCAGAGCGGGGAGCAGAACCCAACGUGCUGACCCUAAAGCCUGUUGGAAGGGUGUGCGAGCCCAUGGCUGCCGCGGCCAACGGCACCGCCGCGGAGCCUGCCCACGCAUGAGAAACCCAGCAAGCCCACGGCCUGCGACACGCGCACGGCGCAGGCCGGGACCCGCGGAACGUGCCGUGACACCUCCAGACCCGGCUCACGCCGCGGUGACCCCGCGCGGAGCAGCGGCGCUGCAGGACACAGCGCGGUCACGCAGCCUGCACCCGCAAAACCACCUCAGCCGUCUUUAUGGCAGCCACCGGAACUCACCUUUCUGAGUUAAGUAUUGUGUACUUACUAUAUUAAAUGACUUGGUGCAACGAGGUGAGGAGAUUAUUUAAUAGCGGUUCAUAAGCUGCGAAGUUUUGACAGAUACCAUUAACGCAAAAGCAUUUUAGAGGGCAUUUAUUACACCAGAACGUCAUUAAGCUGCACUGACUGUUGUAUCUGCUUCCAUCGCACUUGCAGUCUUUACAAAUAAACUCUUGUCCGUGCCAAGUUCCAUUGCCUCUCCCUGCGCUGCCUCCGUGAACACGACAAACACUGACGUUACCACAGACAAUUCCAGGAAAAUUUAAA